AUGGGAAGAGGAGAAGGUGGAACGAGGACUACGGGAGCUUCUAGGGGAGCCCUAUCUAGGGGAGGUCGUAGCGGGACGACUCAAGUUAGGGGGGCACCAUCUGUUGGAUCGACUGUGACCCCUCAAGUUACAUGUGGGUAUUGUGGUAAAUCCAACCACUCUGAGAACGAUUGCUGGAGAAAGUUGGGAAAAUGCUUACUGUGUGGGAGCACUGAGCAUCAAAUCGCAAAUUGUCCGAAAUCGUCGAAGACAGGGGGAAGCCUGCAGAGGCCUGAAAAAUCAACCUCUAAGCAGACCAGUGCCGGAGGGAGUCGACCGAAGGUACCGGCUAGGGUCUACGCAUUGGACUAUCCACAAGUUCCAGAGGCGACCGAGGUGGUUGAAG
Molecule: messenger RNA, 385 nt
Organism: Coffea eugenioides
Lineage: Eukaryota; Viridiplantae; Streptophyta; Magnoliopsida; Gentianales; Rubiaceae
Exons: 1
Molecular function (GO): zinc ion binding; nucleic acid binding
Source: RefSeq, a predicted model, not a curated record